AUGCGCUGUCUAUUUGCAUUUCUUUUGAUACCUCAGGAAGGUCUAGAGAACACGAAGCGCUUGGCUAUAUUGAGCAAUGAACUUUUUGGUUCAUAUUACGAUGUUUUCAUACCUGAAGCCAAUGAAAAUUUCCCGGUUGUCAAAUUUAGUACCGGAAUAAAGAUGACGAAGGUCGAAAUCACCGGGCCUGGCACGUACCCAAGGGCAUACUGCACCGAAAAACUGUCAUUAAAGAGUCUGAUAAAAGAAGUCACCAGAAAUUUGAAGAGUGCUUAUGAACACUCUCAUUUGGGACUGGGUAACGCCGAUGAGGCGGCAAGAAGAUGUCUUGAAGUACUCAAAACUUUAUCCGUUUCGGCAAGGGAAUCAUCAGAUAUGGGUGUAUCAACUACUGAGUAUACACCACUUAAUACUAUUGAUCCUUCUUAUCAAUCGACUUCCAAUGCCAGAAAACCGAAAAAAAUACGAAAACCGAAAAAAAUACGGCAACGUCUCUUUGGAACCUCAUCGCAUAAGCUAGAGCAGCUACCGAAGAUAUUACACUCAGAAAUACGUGAGAUGAAAAAUUGUCCGGACUUGGGGCUCAUCAGUCUCGCCUAUCAGAAAAAGAUAAAAGCAACAGGUCUCGGAGUCCACUUUGCUCCGGAAAACUCCCAUGCAGAAUUUGAGGUGAAAUUCGAUGAUACUGUGGACUUAAAUAGUAUUGUUUUUCCAGGCCAAUUAUUUGCACAAAACAACUACCAUUAUCAGUCUUUCGUCCUAGCUUGGUAUAUGGGUCAUCUGCACGUAUUCAAAAAAAAUACUCCAAAGUCUUUAUGGUGGCCAGAAACGUUAAUUGGAUUAGAAAAGGGUAAUGGAGAGAAGAUAAUAGAUUUUAUUUGUAAGCACUAUAAAGUGCUUCAGCCCUUGACUAAAAUUAUCCAUGAACAUGAUAAACAUGAAUAUGCUUCUGGAUGUUGUUUUAUAAAUUGCUUUACUAGCAAUAAAGAGUAUCAACAAGAGAGCGAUCGAAUCAUUGCUGAGAUCAGACCUUUGAAAUUGGAAAGACUACCCGAAUCAGUUGAUAAAUUGUAG
Messenger RNA from Blumeria graminis f. sp. triticale, 1074 nucleotides. The record is from the annotation of a GenBank genome assembly. NCBI's taxonomy places the organism in Eukaryota, Fungi, Ascomycota, Leotiomycetes, Helotiales, Erysiphaceae.